Messenger RNA from Alexandromys fortis (reed vole), 1085 nucleotides. RefSeq names its product tubulin polymerization promoting protein family member 3 (gene Tppp3). Gene Ontology annotation, cellular component: microtubule. The record is from RefSeq and is a predicted model, not a curated record. Gene Ontology annotation, biological process: microtubule bundle formation; microtubule polymerization; positive regulation of protein polymerization. The coding region runs from base 212 to 742 and encodes 176 amino acids. NCBI's taxonomy places the organism in Eukaryota, Metazoa, Chordata, Mammalia, Rodentia, Cricetidae. Gene Ontology annotation, molecular function: tubulin binding. The transcript has 4 exons.
CCAUGCCCUAGCUGCUCCCCGCACAGCCCUUCUGGACAGUGCCACUCUGUUCUCAGUGUGUGUGGGCAUCAUUUCAUCUCCUGAGCCCUAUUGAGAACCAGAACUGGCAUUGAGUGUGACAGGACCUUUCUGCCUGUGGCUCUUCCUCAGCUCUGGGGCACAAGAAGACACAAGGUGCCCCCUCUCUCUGAGGGACUGUACCAGGGUUGGCAUGGCAGCAAGCACCGAUGUAGCUGGGCUGGAGGAGAGUUUCCGAAAGUUUGCCAUCCAUGGCGACCCCAAGGCCAGCGGGCAAGAGAUGAACGGCAAGAACUGGGCCAAGCUGUGCAAGGACUGUAAGGUGGCUGACGGAAAGGCUGUGACGGGUACGGAUGUGGACAUUGUCUUCUCCAAAGUCAAGGCAAAGUCGGCUAGAGUCAUCAACUAUGAGGAGUUCAAGAAGGCCCUGGAAGAGCUGGCAACCAAGAGGUUCAAGGGGAAGAGCAAGGAAGAGGCCUUUGAUGCCAUCUGCCAGCUGGUAGCCGGCAAGGAACCAGCCAAUCUGGGUGUCACUAAAGCAAAAACAGGAGGUGCUGUGGACCGGCUGACUGACACCAGUAAGUACACAGGUUCCCACAAGGAACGCUUCGAUGAGAGUGGCAAGGGCAAGGGCAUUGCUGGACGGCAGGACAUCCUGGACGACAGUGGCUACGUGAGCGCCUACAAGAAUGCCGGCACCUAUGAUGCCAAGGUGAAGAAGUGAGACCUGGGAAGGCCCCCAGUGAGGCUGCUCCACUGGAGGCUCAAGCCUGGGUCAAGGGUCACACAGAACAAGAAAGCCUGGUUCCCUCCCUGCUGGAUCUGCCACCAAGAGCUUCCUGCCCAGUCCCAGGGCCAUCUCACCAGGCCUCUGACCCAGACUUCUGUGUCCCUUCCUUCUUCUUGUCUCCCUGACUUCUGUCUGGGAGUCAGUGCCUACACCCUCACCUCCCCAGCCUGGUCCCAGGUAUGGCUGACUCUUGCCUGCUUGCCUCAUAUUUAAGCUGCUGCUCUGGCCAAGUGCCUAAUUCUUACCCAGACCUCAAUAAAGAUACCUUUUGUACCAA